Messenger RNA from Porites lobata, 2876 nucleotides. The record is from the annotation of a GenBank genome assembly. NCBI's taxonomy places the organism in Eukaryota, Metazoa, Cnidaria, Anthozoa, Scleractinia, Poritidae.
AUGUGUCCACGUGAUUGGCUAUACCGUGAUGGGUCUUGCUACCGAGCCUACAACCCAGAGAAAUCAUGGAAUAAAGCACUAGAGUACUGCCAAGAAAAAGAAGGCCAACUAGUUAGCAUUAAUUCGGACAGAGAGCAGCAGUUUGUUUACCAAAACAUGGCCGUUAACAAAACAUUGUGGAUCGGUCUGGUUAAAGAUCGAGGUUUAGGGAUUUUUCGUUGGUCUAACGGACAGAGAUUGACUUUUACAAACUGGAUAGAGAAGCCGAACAUAUCUGGCCAUGAAGACUGCGGUGAGAUGACAGACUAUAGUGUCUUUCACGGUCAAUGGAACGACAACACAUGUUCUACAAAACUGCCAUUUAUCUGUGAGAAAGGUGAAGUUAUGUUAAUUUCCUUAGCCCGGUUAGCCCAGUUAUAGGGGCAAGAGGAAACGACUGGAAAGCUCAUUAAGGGGUGAUUAUCAUUUACACAAUGAACCAUUCGCUUGAAACGUCCGUGUAUAAAUCUUUCACGUUGUGGGAGAAGGACCCGCUACAAAGUCUGUAAAGACCUAGGGGGGCUAUGUCACAUGAAUUGAAUUCCAGUUUUGUUAUUAAGACUAUAUUUAAGCAAUGUAACUGUCUCCUGUCAUCUGUUGCGACAGAUAUAGUUAGGCCAACCUUUCAAGUUUUAGUAUUAUGCCUUCACAAAUCACAAAAAAAUCAGAUUACGGUUCAUGCUCAUUAAUGAAAUUUGUUUUGUGUAUGAGUUAAGGCACUAAGUAAUGCCUUCAGCACAGCAUUGACUUAAAACAGCCAUAUCCUCGUGACUUAGCCCCUUUAAGAAAAUAUAUCUCCUGAAAAGCCGGGGAAAUAUUUUCUAACCUAAACGGAAGGGCGCGAAUCAUUUAAAAAAAACUACCUACCUAUUUCUCUGCUCUCGAUUGAUAACAGGAUUUUUGAAAAACUUAUGUACUCCAGAGUUACCAAGUUUGUCAAAGAUUGCAACAUUCUCUAUGAUCAGCAAUACGGUUUUCGCAGUAAGCACAGUACUCAGCAUGCUGUACUUGAUAUUGUUAACACAAUUCUCCAAAACAUGGACAACGGUAAAUUUUCGUGCGGUGUUUUCAUCGAUCUCAAAAAGGCUUUUGAUACUGUUAACCAUGAAAUUUUGUUAGCUAAACUUGAAAAUUAUGGUAUUAGAGGUGUAAUAAACUCCUGGUUCAGAUCAUACGUGACUGAUCGAAAGCAAAGUACGGAAGUUAAUAAUGUUGUGUCUGAGGCUGAGACGACCUUGUGCGGCGUGCCACAAGGCUCAGUCCUCGGACCACUGUUAUUCCUACUGUACAUCAAUGAUAUUUACAAGUCCUCUUCGUUAUUUCCCUUUUAUCUAUUUGCUGACGAUACUAGUAUAAUACUUGCAAAUAACAACCUAAAGGAGCUUGAAACACUUUGAGCUUGGCAAUGUCAACGAAUGGCUAAAGGCCAACAAACUGUGAUAAAAAAUCAAAUUUUGUGAUCUUUCGUCCCCGGCAAAAGAAUAUGCCCUUCAUGCCUAGGAUUAGAAUUCUUGACUCCGUGACUAACACCUACGCAAAUCUUGAAAUGAAAGAUUAUGUAAAAUAUCUUGGCUUAAUGAUUGAUUCAAAUCUUUCAUGGAAAUACCACAUCGAAUCUGUCUGUCACAAAAUCAGCAAGUCGAUAGGAAUUAUAGCUAAAAUUCGACAUUAUGUCCCGCGUCGUGUUUUACUUUCAGUUUACAACUCAUUAAUUGUCCCUUACUUGACUUAUGGUAUUUGUGGUUGGGGAAAUUGUGCCUUGACAUUUCAACGAAAGAUCGUAACUCUACAAAAACGGGCCUUACGUCUCAUUUACUUCAGUAAGUCUAAGGAACACGCCGUACCCUUCUUUCUCAAAUCAAAUUGCCUUCCCCUGCCUAGCAUAUUUUUCAGAGAUUGUAGCUAUUUAUUGUAUGAUAUCAACAGACAGACAGCACCAGUUAGUAUUCUCAAUCAGUUCGUUAAAACAAGUCAGAUUCAUAACUACAGAACAAGAUCUGUCUCUAGCGACUCGUUUUAUGUUAAGUUCUCUAGAACCGAUAAAAUGUAUGCCUUUUUCACGAGAAUCGGUGCCCAAAUUUGGAACUCUAUUCCGUAUUCGAUUAAAAUACUUAAACGUUCGUCCUUUCGUAAAAAAAUAAAGGAAUUAUUACUAAUUUUUUUGCGGUCAGAAGAUGAUUAUGUCUAAGUCUCCCGUCUUAUUAAGUUAUUUAGUACUUUAGGUUAACCUCUCUUCGUAUUCGUUAUGUACAUGCCUUGUUUUAUGUUAGUUUAAACUCUAUUUACUGUAUUGUAGUGUCUUCACUGUUAUUUAGUCCAUCUAUAUAUAAUUCUUGUUUUGUAAUAUGUCUUCAGCCCCCGCCUCGAUUAGUUCAUAAGCUAUUUGCGGGUGGGAAAGUAAUGUAAUUAGUUAUUUUCCAAUUUUCAAUAAAAUUUGUUUUUUUUUUGUUUUUUGUUUUUUUUUUAAUUCUUCGAUCGGAAUUCCCAGUUUCCGCACUUAAAGUAUUGUGAUAAUUUUUUAAAAAAAAGUACAGAUCGUUUUUCAGUAAUAUACGAACCCUUCCUCCAACACAGGUGCGUUAUUUGGCCGAUAUUUCAAACAGUACACUGGGAAACAGCUGGAUAAUCACGUUAUAAGCCACGUGACCACCACAUCAAGUGACUUGGAAUGCCUGCUUUGGUGCCAACGUCAUAUGAACUGCCAGUCAGUCAAUUACAGACAGAACUUGCAACAAGACCGUAUAUGCGAAUUAAGCAAUGCUAGUCAAGUGGGAUUUCCCCAUGACCUAAUAGACAACAAAGAUUUCAGUUAUUUCGAGUCUAUAGAGUUAAUAUGA